Tetrahymena thermophila SB210 is the source of this 1083-nucleotide messenger RNA. RefSeq lists its product as hypothetical. The record is from RefSeq and is a predicted model, not a curated record. Lineage: Eukaryota; Ciliophora; Oligohymenophorea; Hymenostomatida; Tetrahymenidae. The transcript has a single exon.
ACGAUAUUUUAUAUUAGUCAUAAUAUUUUUAAAUUUAUAAUAAUAAAACUAUAAAUAAUAAAAUCUAAAAAAUAGAAAAUUUCAACAAAAACUGAAAUAAUGCUAACUACUAAAUAAUAACUAAUUGAUGAUCUUUUGUAUAAUAACAGUUUCAAUUAUAGAUUACUAGGAACUUAGACUUUAACUUAAACAAAUGAUCAUAAUCAUCUAAUUAACUUUGAUACAUCAGACUCAACUUAGAAGCCUUUUGUAUAGGAAUAAGAUGAAAAAAAAAGAGAAAAAUUAAAAAUUCUUCCUUUUCAUGAUAAUCAUUCUUUUUAAAAUGAUAACAGCUUUGAAACAUUUUGUCAAAUUUAGUAAGAAGAACAACUGUAUCAAAAUAAUGAUGAAACCGUUUUCACUGAUAAUAGUAGCUACAAUUAAUAUCAAAUAAUUGAUGAAAGUGUGUACUUUUAAUAUGAAGAAAACAUUAAGAUUUAACAAAAUGAGUAAUUUUAAAUGUAAUAAAAUACUCAUCAAGCUAAAGAAUUUGAACACAAUGAUUUCUAUCCGAAACACACAAAUUAAGUAUAAUAAUAAAUAAAUUUAAAUUAAUUUGACUAUUAAAUUAACUCAGAAAUGGAUUUAGAAGUAAAUGAAGUUCUAUUUGAUUAAGAACCUUAUCAAUAAGUUGAUUAAAAUUAGUUUUAAAUUCUAAACAUGAAUUAAUAAGUGUAUAUCAAUAACAACUUAAUUCCUAUUAACUUUAACAAAACAUAAGAUUAAAUAAUAACCAUAUAAACACUAAUUGAUAGCUUUAAAACUCUAUAAUUAUGCUAAAAUGAAUAAAUUUAAUCUAUGCAACUUACUUAGCAUUAAUAACAAGGAAACUAAAAUACUUAUUCAUAACUUGAAAAUAAUUAAUAAUAAUUAGAAUAAAAACAAGAAAUCUAAAACAUAGAAACUCUCCCAUAAUAAGCUGCUCCAAUUGAGAAAAAAAAGAAAAAAAAAUAGAGUGUAAAACUUACUUGGAGAGAUUAAGUGCUAAGAAACAAAAAAUAUUGCAAAUUACAUUUUCAAGUUUAUAUUACAAAAAAUAAAUGA